AGCCUCUCUCUCUUGCAAAAUGGCGGCCACAGCUCCCGGCGCGGCUCCUCCGGCGGCCGCCCCGCCGCAGAGCCCGACGGCGGCUCCCACCGCCCCGGCGGGGAGCGCUCCCCCCGCGGCCGCGCCGACCCCUCCCGCCGCGCCGGCCCCGCCACCCGCCGCGCCACUGUCAGCCGCGCUCUCGGGCCCCUUCCCCGGCGGCCGCGUGGUGCGGCUGCACCCGGUUGUGCUCGCCUCCAUCGUGGACAGCUUCGAGCGGCGCAACGAGGGCGCGGCGCGGGUCAUCGGGACGCUGCUGGGGACCGUGGACAAGCACUCGGUGGAGGUCACCAACUGCUUCUCCGUCCCGCACAACGAGUCCGAGGAUGAGGUGGCUGUGGAUAUGGAAUUCGCCAAAAACAUGUAUGAAUUGCACAAAAAGGUGUCUCCUAGCGAGAUCAUCUUGGGCUGGUAUGCUACAGGUCACGACAUCACGGAGCACUCAGUCCUGAUCCAUGAGUAUUACAGCCGGGAAGCACACAAUCCAAUCCACCUCACUGUGGACACAAGUCUCCAGAAUUCACGCAUGAGCAUUAAAGCCUAUGUCAGUGCCCCAAUGGGAGUCCCUGGUAAAACUAUGGGCGUGAUGUUCACACCCCUAACAGUGAAAUAUGUUUAUUAUGAUACAGAGCGGAUAGGAGUGGAUCUUAUCAUGAAGACCUGUUUUAGCCCCAAUCGAGUGAUUGGCUUGUCUAGUGACUUACAGCAGGUGGGGUCAGCCUCAGCCAGGAUCCAGGAUACACUGACCAUGGUGCUGCAGUAUGCUGAGGAUGUGUUGUCUGGCAAAGUGGCUGCUGACAACACUGUUGGGCGCUUCCUGAUGGAUCUUAUUAACCAGGUGCCAAAGAUUUCACCAGAGGACUUUGAGACCAUGCUGAACAGCAAUAUCAAUGACCUACUGAUGGUAACCUACUUGGCAAAUCUCACACAGUCACAGAUUGCUCUCAAUGAAAAACUUCUGAGUUUAUAAAGAAACAUUUGCCACCCUACACUUGAAGGAGCCCGAAGAAUGUGCAGAUACUCUUUUCUGCGGUGUUAGAAAUUUCCUUGGACUCUAAUUUAAUUACCAACACGACGUGGUUUACAUCAUUAUUUCCAUUGCUCUGAAAAAUCCCUACCAUGCUUUACGAAAUUAAUGGGAAUGGCUGCAGUUCAGUCAGUUCAGUUGGGCCUGGUAUUUUAAAAUAUGGAAUAUGAGAAUCUUUUGUCUCCUGGGUUUGUCUACUUGUAUAACAAAAUACAGCUUUAUUGUAAGAAUGUAUUUGGAAUAAAAGUUCCAUUGCAGUGGCAACAAUGGCUUCUGUCCAGAAAAAAAACUUUCUCAUUUAUUGUGUAAUGAAUCCAUUUUUGAAAGAGGGGGGAGGGUAGGAUGGCAUCAAGAAAGGAAGAGUGCAAGUGAGUGAAUUCCAGUUCUUUGCAGGUUCUUUUUCCAACUGUUAAAGCACACUGAAAGUGUGGGGAUUUGUUUUGCAUAUAAUAUGCUUUACCAUGAAGGACUGCAGAAUGGUCUCUGGUUUAUUAGCUGUGUAUAUCCCUUCAGCAGGGUACUGACACACUACAAGACAAUAAAUUUAGUUCAUGGUAUCACUUCUAUGCAUAUAAUUAUUUUCUGAUUGUUUGGGAAAGGAAGAGAUUUGAGGUUAAAAAUUGGGUGCUGCCAGAUAGGAAUUUUCUAUUCCAUAACACUGUAUUUCUGUUAAAAUUAUGUGAAGAAAAACCAAAUUUUCCCCCCAAGACAUAUUUCAUGUUAACUGAGUUCCAACUGGAAGAAAGCCAAUACAAAUAUCAGCUGUAACAUUACCUUUGCUGAGGAGGUGCUCUGCUUUAAAAAGGUUAAAGCAUCCCUCUUCUACAACAAAACUGUUCCCACCUUACUAAUGACUGUAUCUAGUUUGGUGAAUGAAUUUGAAGUAGGCAAAGAGAGUGCUGUCUAAAAUAAUUCUGAUAAUUUGCCAUCUUAAUUCAAGAAUAAGACUCAGAUUACAAAUCUACAGAUCCUGUAUUUGUUGUUCCAAUCUAGAGAGUUCCCCCAGUGACUUAAUGCUAAAUUCUAAUUGCAAGGUCAAUGUAAGUAAAAACUGAAGGUCCAGCAAAGAUUCUCCUCUACUGGAAAUGUUAUUUGUGAGCAUUAAAUAAGUAUUAGAACUCAACUCUGUUUUUUCAUUAGUCUGAAUAAAAAUGUUUUGCUUUCC
Molecule: messenger RNA, 2231 nt
Organism: Oenanthe melanoleuca
Lineage: Eukaryota; Metazoa; Chordata; Aves; Passeriformes; Muscicapidae
Gene: EIF3F
Product: eukaryotic translation initiation factor 3 subunit F
Exons: 8
Coding region: 20-1009 (329 amino acids)
Biological process (GO): translational initiation
Cellular component (GO): eukaryotic translation initiation factor 3 complex, eIF3m
Molecular function (GO): metallopeptidase activity; translation initiation factor activity; translation initiation factor binding
Source: RefSeq, a predicted model, not a curated record